UAAAUUCCCAUUCCAUCUCCGAUCUCCGAUCCCAUCCUCCACCUUCCAGUAUUCACUUUCCGUUCAUUCGCCGCCGCCGGAAUCCGCUUCCGCAUUGAGCUUUCAGGUUCCUUUGACGCUCACCAUGGCCACCGGACAAAUAUUUUCUCGGACGACGCAAGCUCUAUUCUACAACUACAAGCAACUACCCAUCCAACGGAUGCUUGACUUUGACUUCCUCUGCGGGAGGGAAACACCAUCAGUUGCAGGAAUCAUCAAUCCUGGUGCUGAGGGAUUCCAGAAACUGUUUUUCGGUCAAGAGGAAAUUGCCAUCCCUGUGCAUUCUACCAUUGAAGCAGCUUGUGCAGCACAUCCCACUGCUGAUGUGUUCAUCAACUUUGCAUCCUUCAGAAGUGCUGCUGCAUCAUCAAUGUCUGCUUUGAAACAGCCUACCAUCAGAGUUAUAGCUAUCAUAGCCGAAGGUGUUCCAGAGUCGGACUCCAAACAGUUGAUUGCAUAUGCACGGGCAAACAACAAGGUUGUUAUAGGCCCAGCUACUGUUGGUGGCAUUCAAGCUGGCGCAUUUAAGAUCGGUGACACUGCUGGAACAAUUGACAAUAUAAUACAGUGCAAGUUGUACAGGCCUGGAUCUGUGGGCUUUGUCUCUAAAUCAGGUGGAAUGUCUAAUGAGAUGUACAAUACUAUUGCCCGUGUUACAGAUGGAAUUUAUGAAGGUAUUGCAAUUGGAGGUGAUGUGUUUCCGGGUUCAACUCUUUCUGACCAUAUUUUGCGGUUUAACAACAUCCCUCAGGUUAGGAUGAUGGUUGUACUUGGAGAACUUGGUGGUCAAGAUGAGUAUUCUUUAGUUGAAGCUAUGAAACAAGGAAAAGUUACCAAACCAGUGGUUGCCUGGGUUAGCGGUACUUGUGCAACACUGUUUAAAUCUGAAGUUCAAUUUGGUCAUGCUGGGGCAAAAAGUGGUGGCGAGUUGGAGUCUGCACAAGGCAAAAACAAGGCUUUAAGGGAUGCUGGAGCAAUUGUUCCAACGUCAUAUGAAGCCCUUGAAGAUGCAAUUAAGGAAACAUUUGGAAAAUUGGUUGAAGCGGGGAAAAUUACUCCAAUAAAGGAAGUGAAGCCCCCACAAAUUCCUGAGGAUCUUAGCUCGGCAAUUAAAAGCGGGAAAGUUCGAGCCCCGACCCAUAUUAUUUCCACCAUUUCUGAUGACAGAGGUGAGGAGCCCAGCUAUGCUGGAAUUCCUAUGUCUUCCAUUGUUGAGCAAGGUUAUGGCGUUGGAGAUGUUAUCUCACUUUUAUGGUUCAAGCGCAGCCUUCCUCGGUAUUGUACACAUUUUAUUGAGAUAUGUAUCAUGCUAUGUGCUGACCAUGGUCCUUGUGUAUCUGGAGCGCACAACACUAUAGUAACAGCUAGGGCUGGAAAAGACCUUGUGUCCAGUCUUGUCUCAGGUUUGCUUACUAUUGGUCCUCGAUUUGGUGGUGCCAUUGAUGAUGCUGCUCGGUAUUUUAAGGAAGCAUAUGACAAAAACCUUACACCUUACGAAUUUGUCGAAAGCAUGAAAAAGAAAGGGAUCCGUGUGCCAGGAAUUGGCCACAGGAUCAAGAGAGGUGACAACAGAGAUAAGAGAGUGGAGCUACUGCAGCGGUUCGCACGGACGCAUUUCCCGUCUGUGAAGUACAUGGAGUAUGCUGUGCAAGUUGAAACUUACACCCUCUCAAAGGCAAACAACUUGGUUCUUAAUGUAGACGGUGCAAUUGGAUCCCUUUUCUUGGAUCUUCUUGCUGGCAGUGGAAUGUUCAGCAAACAAGAAAUCGACGAGAUCGUCGAGAUUGGCUACUUGAACGGACUGUUUGUGCUGGCACGCUCCAUUGGUCUGAUUGGACACACAUUUGAUCAGAAGAGACUGAAACAGCCACUGUACCGCCAUCCUUGGGAAGAUGUUCUGUACACCAAAUGAUGAGUUUACAAAUAGCAGCAGGAGUAACAAGGAUCAAUCUCAACAAGCAAAUUUAUAGCAAUGCCUUAGGGUCACUAAAUUUCGUCCUUCAGGUUUUCUAGUUGAUAGAAGGAAGAAUUGUAGUUCAGUUUUGAAAUAAAUUAUGUUUCCAUCCUGAUGUAUAAUUAUGUCUCUAGAGCAUUAAAAGUAAUGGAAUUCUGUUCUGAACUUUAGUGUUUUACUUGUUUUGUUAAAUGUGAAUUGGAGAUUUGGGAUGUGGAGAGUGCGAAUUUGAUGGCAUUUAUAUCCGAAGCUGAUUGCUCGAAAGUGGAAACUUUGAAAAUAAAUAAAGGCUCAUUCAGAAUUGUACGAUUCAA
This is a messenger RNA of Momordica charantia (bitter melon), 2307 nucleotides long. RefSeq names its product ATP-citrate lyase B-1 (gene ACLB-1). Gene Ontology annotation, molecular function: ATP citrate synthase activity. NCBI's taxonomy places the organism in Eukaryota, Viridiplantae, Streptophyta, Magnoliopsida, Cucurbitales, Cucurbitaceae. Gene Ontology annotation, cellular component: cytosol. Gene Ontology annotation, biological process: acetyl-CoA biosynthetic process; fatty acid biosynthetic process. The record is from RefSeq and is a predicted model, not a curated record.